AUGCACGAGCUAGCAAGACAGCAUAUGGUGGAAUGGAUCAGGAAAGGCUCGCCACACUUCGCAAAGGGUCAGAAGGUCUGGCUCGACACAAAGAACCUAAACAUCGGGUACCCGACAUGGAAGAUGGCUCUGAAAUGUGAAGGCCCCUUUGUUAUCGAAGAAUGCAUAGGCCCCGUGGACUACCACCUGACCCUACCACGAGGAUGGAGAAUCCACUCCGUAUUCCACGCCACCUCCACGCCCUAG
Molecule: messenger RNA, 246 nt
Organism: Sparassis crispa
Lineage: Eukaryota; Fungi; Basidiomycota; Agaricomycetes; Polyporales; Sparassidaceae
Exons: 1
Coding region: 1-246 (81 amino acids)
Source: RefSeq, a predicted model, not a curated record